This is a messenger RNA of Malaya genurostris, 1062 nucleotides long. RefSeq lists its product as uncharacterized. Gene Ontology annotation, biological process: DNA integration. The record is from RefSeq and is a predicted model, not a curated record. The transcript has a single exon. Gene Ontology annotation, molecular function: nucleic acid binding. NCBI's taxonomy places the organism in Eukaryota, Metazoa, Arthropoda, Insecta, Diptera, Culicidae. The coding region runs from base 1 to 1062 and encodes 353 amino acids.
AUGGCAGAUCUUCCACCGGCAAGGUUGGCAGCCUUUACACGACCUUUUUCCUUCGUGGGCAUAGAUUAUUUCGGUCCGUUCACAGUGUCCAUCGGUCGCAGGUCGGAGAAACGUUGGGGAGUUUUGGUAACGUGUUUGACUGUGAGAGCCGUGCAUUUGGAAGUCGCCCAUUCACUGACAACGAGUUCAUGUAUCAUAGCGUUACGCAAUUUCAUGGCUAGACGAGGUGUGCCAAUUGAAAUCUAUAGUGACCAAGGAACAAAUUUCAAGGGAGCGAGUAAGGAGUUACAAAUUGCGUAUAGGAAUAUUGAUCACGAUCAAGUCAUGCGAGAAUUCAUUAGUCCCAGAACCCGCUGGGUGUUCAUACCUCCUGUUUCCCCUCACAUGGGUGGCUGUUGGGAGCGCCUUGUCCAAUCGGUGAAAAGAAACUUAUCGCAUGUGAUGGAAAACAAAAGAUUGACUGACGAAGUCCUACAUAAUGCCUUGGUCGAAAUAGAAAACAUCAUAAACAGUCGCCCGCUUACACAUGUUCCUAUGCUGGACGAUGGGGUUACCUUGACGCCCAAUCACCUCCUCCUUGGUUCGUCAAGUGGAUGUAAACCCUUAGUUGAGUUUGACGAUAGCGCUAAAGGAGUAAUUCAUGGAUGGAAAAUUUCUCAAGUUUGUGCUAAUGAAUUUUGGAAGCACUGGAUCAAAGCUUAUCUACCAGAAAUCACACGACGAGCAAAAUGGUUUACUAAAACCAAACCCAUAGCGGUAGGAGACGUGGUAAUAGUGGUUGACCCCAACUUACCCCGCAACUGUUGGCCAAAGGGAAGAAUAAUCGAUGCGAAGAUUGCGGAUGAUGGUCAGGUGCGAUCCGCAACCGUACAAACAGUUCACGGCAUAUAUGAGCGCCCGGCAGUUAAACUAGCAGUUCUUGACAUCGGUACCAAAGACUGUAAUCCGUUAAUCGAAGAUCGUCUUACUAGGGGGGAGUGUUGCGAUUCUUCGCAAAGCCCCUCGUCAAUUCACAGCGUUUGUCAUACAAUCAGCGACGGAAAUACACAAGUUGCCAACUAG